Molecule: messenger RNA, 210 nt
Organism: Spodoptera exigua (beet armyworm)
Lineage: Eukaryota; Metazoa; Arthropoda; Insecta; Lepidoptera; Noctuidae
Source: the annotation of a GenBank genome assembly
UGAAAUAAAAUAUAAAUAUGAGAGUUAACCAGGAAAUGUUCAUUUGCUUAUGUGGAAUUAUAAACAAGUGGAGCUCACAAUACAAUCACCCAGUGUGCAUUAUACUACAUGAAGAGGUUGCAUUCAUUUUUCAUAACAUUUCAAGUCCACACAAUAAAUUUUUCAAAUUGUCACACACAAAAACUCAACACAAAUAAAUGUAAGAAUAAG